Molecule: messenger RNA, 2475 nt
Organism: Octopus bimaculoides (California two-spot octopus)
Lineage: Eukaryota; Metazoa; Mollusca; Cephalopoda; Octopoda; Octopodidae
Biological process (GO): cell surface receptor signaling pathway; G protein-coupled receptor signaling pathway
Cellular component (GO): extracellular matrix; membrane
Molecular function (GO): G protein-coupled receptor activity; protein binding
Source: RefSeq, a predicted model, not a curated record
AUGUAUUGGCUGUGUGUAUCUAAUCGUUUAGCCAAAUUUUUAUCACAAUUAUGUUCCAUACAAUUGUUUUUGAACUCAACUUUAUGUUCCAGAUCUUUGACUGCUAAUGGUAUCAAGGAAAUCAAAACAGACACCUUCCGAAAUCUGUACCGUUUAACAAAUCUAUAUUUGAAUGAAAAUAAUAUCAGCACAAUUCAAGUAGGAACCUUCGAUGAUCUUCCCAGGUUAACCUUUCUAUCUUUGAGUUCUAAUGGUAUCAAGGAAAUCAAACCAGACACCUUCCGAAAUCAGUUCCGUUUAACAUAUCUGAAUUUGAGUUUUAAUGAUAUCAAAGAAAUGAAAGGAGAAAUAUUCCAAGAUCUUCCCAGUUUAAAAAGUCUAGAAUUGGGUGGUAAUGGUAUGAAGAUCCAAGCAGAAAUGUUCCAAAAUCUUUCCAUCUUAACACGUCUCGAUUUAAGUGGUAAUGAUAUGAAGGAAAUCAAACCAGAAAUAUUCAAAUAUCUUUCCAGCUUAACAGAUCUAUAUCUGAACGACAAUGACAUAAAGUAUAUUCAACGUGAUAUCUUUGGAAACCUUCCGAAUUUAGAAAAAUUAUAUUUGAAUAAAAAUAGUAUCGACAAAAUUCAAGUAGGGACCUUUGAUGAUCUGCCCAGAUUAAGAUAUCUGGAUUUGAGUGGUAAUGAUAUCAAGAGUAUCAAAGGAGAAACAUUCCAAAAUAUUUACAGUUUAACAACUCUAGAUUUGGGUGGUAAUGAUAUGAAGGAAAUCAACGCAGAACUCUUCCAAUAUCUUUCCAGCUUAAAAACUCUAUAUCUGCAUAACAAUAGCAUUACAUAUAUUCAACGUGGUAUCUUCGAAAGCCUUCCAAAUUUAGAAAGCUUAUAUUUGUAUGAAAAUAAUAUCGAGAAGAUCCAAGUAGGAACCUUCGAUAAUCUACCCAGUUUAAUAUAUCUAGAUUUGAGCAAGAACCGAAUAAAAACCUAUGAGGAUGGCGUUUUCUUAUUCCUGCCCAGUAUAACUUUUAUCGACCUCAGAAACAAUACAGAUAUGAUGUGUGGAUGUCAUCUGCCAGCCUUGGUGAAUUAUACGAACUCAAAGUUCGGCAGAGUUGUGGAUGUCCAGGGCGAGUGUCAGACAAAUUCAGCCAAUAACCAGAUCCAAGUAAUACCAAUAAUGGAAUACUCGCAAUGUCAAAAUUACUCGUUAUUUCAACGGAAUUUGCAGUGUCAAACAUGCUCAGGGAUUUUGUGCAAUGAAGGAGAAGUGACGAACUGUACAGGCGAUGAGCCUGUAUGUGAAAAUAAGAUAACGACGAAUGGCGUUACACUGAAGUUUGAAAAAUCCUGCAGCACAUACAGAAAUUGUCUUGUAGCUCUGAGAAGCAAUACAUUUAAAUGCAAUAAAUGGACCAGUGGCGUGUCUUGUGUCAGUUGUUGCACAGGAAACUUGUGUAAGAGGAACGAUUCCAUUGGCUGGACGAAUUCCUUUCUAUUUCAUCUGAUUUACAAUUCGACAUUUAAGAAUAUCAUAAAAGAUAUAAAAACUGCUGAAAACGUAUCUAGAGCUAUGGAGUAUGAAUUAUCAAACUUGACAGGAGUGUUUGAAGUUGAAUAUUGUGGAUUAGAGGGACAACAAGACGUAUUUAGUAUUAAUUGUUUAGUACCAAAUAAUGUUACUAAAGAUGAAGUUUUCAAACAAAUUUCUGAAACUUUUAACACAUCAGAGACAUUACGUAAUUUGGGAAUUCAGAAAGAUAAGAUGGAGUUGAUUGGUGAAAUGGUUUGUAAUGAAAACACGACAUCAACGAACAGUCAUACUUUCUACUGGCCAAUGACAAAAGUAGGAACUAAUGUGGCCAUCCCCUGUGGUGCAAAUACAUCAACAAGGCAUUGCACGGCGGUAGACCUAGAAAUGCAAAAGUGUUCCCCAUUUACUGGCAUUUGGCAAGAACCACAGAUGUCUCAGUGUUACAUUUCAGGGGGCACCACUGAAAAACCAAAUAACCCUACACGCUGGACGAGUUCCUUUCUAUUUCAUCUGAUUUACGAUUCGACAUUUAAGAACAUCAAGGAUGAUAUAAAAACUGCUGAAAACGUAUCUAGAGCUAUGGAACAUGAAUUAUUAAACUUGACAGGAGCAUUCGAAGUUGAAUAUUGUGGAUUAGAAAUAUUUAGUAUUAAUUGCUCAGUACCAGAUGAGAUUACUAAAGAACAAGUUUUGAAACAAAUGUUUAGAACUUUUAAUACUUCACAAACAUUACGUAACUUGGGAAUUCAACUACGUUAUACGAAAUUAAUUGAUGAAACUCUACCAGAAAUGUGGUACAUCCCGAAAUGCCCACAAAUCAGUAUGUGACAUUACGAAAGUGUUCACUAUUCUCUGGUGUCUGGCAAGAACCAGACAUGUAUCAAUGUUACAAUACAGAGAAGAUCACUGAACAACUAAAGAACCUCACAAGCGUAGACAUCGGUAAAG